This is a messenger RNA of Protomyces lactucae-debilis, 1551 nucleotides long. RefSeq names its product WD40-repeat-containing domain protein. The coding region runs from base 1 to 1551 and encodes 516 amino acids. Gene Ontology annotation, molecular function: transcription corepressor activity; protein binding. Gene Ontology annotation, biological process: regulation of transcription by RNA polymerase II. Gene Ontology annotation, cellular component: Set3 complex. The record is from RefSeq and is a predicted model, not a curated record. The transcript has 4 exons. Lineage: Eukaryota; Fungi; Ascomycota; Taphrinomycetes; Taphrinales; Protomycetaceae.
AUGAUCCACUCGGACCAGGUCAACUAUAUAGUCUGGCGGUACCUAUGCGAAUCAGGCUUCGAUCAUGCUGCCUUCUCUCUCAAAAAUGAAAUGCGCAAUGCAGAUGAUUUGGACCGGCAAUGGGCAACACGUGUACCAACGGGCCAUCUUGUCAAUAGUCUUCAGCGCGCCCUCAUGUUUGAAGAAUGUCUUGCACAGCUCGACGAGAACGGCGUUGAGAAGGAAGCAUCCGAGGUUAUUCCAUCAAGUCUUAUUCCGGGUGUAAAAGGAACUUCUAUGACAGCAGCGGCGAUAGCUGGAGCGGCGAAUGGGACAGUAAAGCGGAAAAUCAAUACUGCAGCUGCAUCAGCAGAGGGGGACAAACGCCGGAGAACACCGCCGGCAUCACCCAACGGCACAAGUGCAGCUGCUACGAGUGCUAUGAAUGGUGCAAAAGAUGUCGUGAUGACAGAUGUCGCGAGAGCACCAGCGCAACCAAAAUAUCCGGUCAAGCAACUCACUGACAGCGAUACGAUCUCGCUCGAGGGCCACGUAGACAUCGUGGAUCAUUGCCUCUGGCACCCUUCAGAGCGUCAAAGUCUACUCACUGGAUCUGCGGACGGUACCGUGCGGAUGUGGCAGUUGCCAACGAAACAAGGCGAUGCGGCAUCGAGCACGACCUUUUCCUGCUUGCCGUCACGCACCACUGACAAAUCUGUCACUGCGAUCGCUUGGAAUAAUGCAGGAACAAUGAUUGCCGCGGGCUCGUUUGACGGCGCGCUACGUCUCUGGCAAGCACAAAACAAUAUGCCUGUUGCGUCACCUGCGAGGUUUCACACGGGCCCCAUCUUUGCCGUGAAGUUCAACAAGAAGGGUGAUGCACUACUGACUGCUUCUGGGGACGGAUUGAUUGCUUCUUGGAAUACAGCAGCGAUGACACAACCUAUGCAACGCUGGGAUCUCAAGUCGCCUGUGCUCGAUGUCGAGUGGAUUGCUGAUGCACUCUUCAUCAGCGGUAGCAAAGACGGUCGUCUUUUCCUGUGGCAGCUCGGUCGCGAGACGUCUAUACGACAAUUCGAUGGACAUCAGCAAGACAUCAACGUCCUCAAAUGGAAUGCCGUCAUCAACCUCGGAGCGACCUGUUCAGACGAUACGACGGUCCGUGUCUGGCGCGCAGAUCAAGCAGGUGCUACACAAGUCUUGCAAAAUCACCGAUCACAAGUACAAUCCAUCGAAUGGGCUCCCAACGCUUCCGGCGAUAAACGCCUGCUUGCGAGUUGUUCACGCGACGGGCAAGCAUGUAUCUGGGAUGUUGUACGUGGUGACUUGUUGCACGUCUUGCACCAUGAUCGAUCUCUCUUCACACUCUCCUUUUCACCUGCAAGAAACCUUCUCGCCUGCGCAGGACAGGCUGGUGAAGUGUCGUUAUGGGACGCUGAUACAGGCAAGAUGUUGGCAACGUAUAAGACACAAGGCAUGUUGCAUAGUGUCAAGUUUUCCAACGAGGGCGGGAGAUUGGCAUUGGGUAGACAACGGCCGACCGGGGCCGUCCUCAUGUUGCCAGCAUUAUAA